Molecule: messenger RNA, 933 nt
Organism: Prunus avium (sweet cherry)
Lineage: Eukaryota; Viridiplantae; Streptophyta; Magnoliopsida; Rosales; Rosaceae
Product: Sel1 repeat protein
Molecular function (GO): protein binding
Source: RefSeq, a predicted model, not a curated record
AACACACACGCUCGCGCAGUCACGAAUGGUUGUGUCUUCUGAAAGCUGGCUUGCAAUUUCCGCUCCACUUUCUUUAAACAGUUUUUCUCAGUAACCAAACAGAGAUAACAUGCUAUAUAGAUAAUAUUCACUAUUAUCUAUUCACUGUAUCAAAAAAAAUUAAGUCGCUUCCCUCGACGGCCAGGCUGUACCAAGUCGCCAAAACGACGUCGCAGAGUCUCAUAACUCCAAAGCAUACGAGGUCCGCAUCGCCGAACCCAGAAAUAGGCCAAAAGUCGAAGCGGCCGCGGUUGAAGGAGAUGGAGACUGAGAGCAGCUCAAAGAAGGAGACCAACCAUCGUCUGCCGCUCUCGGAGGUCGUAUCGGAUUGCAUAAAGCGGUGGUUUAAAGACACGCUUAAAGAGGCCAAAGCCGGCGAUAUUAACAUGCAGGUCUUGGUGGGUCAGAUGUAUUAUAACGGUUAUGGUGUUCCCAGAGAUGCCCAUAUGGGAAGAAUUUGGAUCACAAGAGCGUCAAGGACGCGAUCUUCAGUUUGGAAAGUUAGUGAUAAGCAGCCAGGUUAUAAUGCAAGUGAUUCAGAUUCAGAUGAAUUGAAGGGUGAUUCUUAGCUGGACCAUGUCCGCCUUCAUGUCCAAUUAAAGUUUGAGCUGGAUGUGCUUGGAAACGUGCCCGACCUCAGUCAUUGAUGUGCCUGUAUCAAGUCUUUAUACUUUCUUCUGUUUCCUUGUCGUAAUUUUUUUUUUUUGGACCUAUCAAUGUACCUAAACCUUUAUUUUCAUGGUAAAACAAGUAUUUGUUAAUUGCACUUUCAUCUCCCAAAGUUCCUUUGGGUUAUUGUGAAGAAUUGCCAACAUGAUACUUACAUUAAGGGCUCGUUUGGUACUUCGGAUUAUACUGAUUAAUUUCUGUCGGAUAAUAUAAAUCUGUUUCGGA